Messenger RNA from Mycena indigotica, 444 nucleotides. RefSeq names its product Glycoside hydrolase family 5 protein. The record is from RefSeq and is a predicted model, not a curated record. The transcript has 3 exons. Lineage: Eukaryota; Fungi; Basidiomycota; Agaricomycetes; Agaricales; Mycenaceae. The coding region runs from base 1 to 444 and encodes 147 amino acids.
AUGGAUGUGGUGGACAGCGGCGGGAGGCGUUUGAGGAGAUCGGAUGAAGGUCCCGCUGCUGUGUAUCCUCGAAUCUUCCUCGCGUCAAACAACCUUGUCGUCCCACCCGUUGUGAUUCUCGACAACACGCUCCGCCCGAUCCUCAACACUGCCGAGGUCGCCGCGCUCUUCUCUCACCCACUGUCUGCGUUCCUGUCCUCCAACCCGCCGCUCCCCGCCGAGCCCGAGACGCUUGAGGUGCCCUACCACUCCUCUCACGAGUGGACCUACGCCAACCCGAACGGGGCGCAGCACGUUGGGCGGGUCCAUCGCUUCAUCACGGGGAGAGAGGCGGGCGGGAUGAAGCCCGUGUUUGGGCUCACUGCCGCGAACCCUCAUACACGCUGCGACCGUCGCCCACGCGCGCGAGCCCGACUUCGAGGUCACGCCACCCGCAAAGCAUGA